AUGGACUCGCUCCAACAUACCAUCCAAAACUAUCAAACCUUUCUCCAUCUUCUAUUAGUAGACCUCGGCUACUUCACGAAGAUUCACCUUAUGCAGACCGGUCUCCACGUGCUUCACCUUAUUCUCUCCUACAUGGCAAUGCUGAUCGUGAUGACCUACAAUGUCUACAUGUUCUUGGCUAUCGUUCUGGGUGCUAUGUUCGGCUACUUCAUCUUUUUUAGGCGCCGCUUCGUCAUGUUCAACGAGCAGGACUGCUGUCACUGA
Molecule: messenger RNA, 264 nt
Organism: Dibothriocephalus latus
Lineage: Eukaryota; Metazoa; Platyhelminthes; Cestoda; Diphyllobothriidea; Diphyllobothriidae
Source: the annotation of a GenBank genome assembly